GACGAAUUAGUCCCACUUUUAUGUGAAAUCUGGGUGGUUAGCAAUUCCCAUUGUCCGGAGAUCAUCGGCUUUUAGUUGUGUAUCAAUCCUUCCUAUUGUGACUGAACCACACACAUCCAUAGUGGCUCAGAUGGCAACGUUGCGCACGGAAAAACCGUCCGUUGUACACCCAACGGUGAUUGUCCCUACAGCCAGAUCACACCACCCAAGUCAAAGACAAGCACACGGUCAGACGUCUUCCUCACAUCGGAUGGAACAACCACUGAUGGCUGGGUCUAAUAUUAGAUCCAGCUUGUCCACAUCAUCAGUUGCUGCCCACAUCAACGGAUCCGUUAAUUCCGGAAUCACCGGCAAUGGUGGAUUUUCACUAGCAUCAGCAAUCGCUGGGAUUUUGGGAUUGUCGUUUCCAUCCAGUAACGGACCCGGCUCGACUGGUAGUUCUAUGACAGGGCCUGUCGAUAUUAGAACUUCAGCGAUGGGGUGUGUGCUACCCGAUUCCGAUCUGUUCAGUUCGUCUAAAAACACAGUACUUUUUAACUCUUCAUCCACGUCAAGUGUGGCUGCUAAUGCCAUCAAAGCCGCUGUGUUAGCGUCUGUGAAUAAUGGCCAGACUAACAAUAUUAGCCCAUUACACAUAGCUACUCCUUCCUCGUACACGACCGAAGCUAAUCAGACGCAAUUUGGUCUCUCUUUUCCCCCACAACAACAGACUUGUUCCGAUGUCUCAUCUGAAACCGGAUCAACUCAAUCCCCCUUCCAACCGUCACACAAUGCUAAUUCAAUUGCACAGUACGGAAUGAGUAAUGCUCAGAAAACGGCAACUGGUGAAUUCGAUGCCGCGGAUUUCGAAGCAUCUUACGGAUCAUACACAACAUCGGAAAGGGAUCGAAAACAACGUGAAUUCAUCCCCGAUUCUAAAAAGGAUGAUAAGUACUGGGAGCGAAGAAGAAAGAAUAACGAGGCAGCCAAACGUUCGCGGGAAAAGCGCAGACAAAAUGACAUUUUGAUGGAACAUCGAAUUAAUAUUUUAACUGCACAGAAUACCAAAUUACGACAUGAGAUUUUGGAGCUAAAAAUCCGAUUCGGUCUACCUGUGGAUGAGGUUGAUUACAACGAUGGUGGUGCGACGGACAAUAGUACAACCCCGUUCUCCAAUCUGACUCCGCAGACAUCGACAACUCAUCCCAAUAAUGGAAAAAUCAGACAGUCACUGUGUGAUAUGAGCAACUGUCAACGUGAAAAUGAAACGGACUCAAUCAACGGAACACAGUUUGACGAACCCGGUCAUCCGGAACAACUGAACGACGCAUUAUCGGUCAGUACUUGCUCCGAGACCCUCACUCCCCAUUUUACCAACGGCCCGCAUCCUGAGACCCUUAAUGAUGGACAUUUCACCGGGAAAUCGAGCUCCCCAGAUGCCAGUGAUUCCAUGACUGCGAUUUACUCAGCUCUGAGUACCUCACCUACGGCCAACCAAUUCCCAACUAAAACUGAACUACCACCAAUAAGUACUCUGAACACUACUGACCUAAUGGCCCUGAAGCGUAUAUUUGCUACUCUGACUGCUGGUGGGCUUAAAAACGAAGUUGCACCCAACUCAACGACAAAUUCCGUGACAAACGAACCUGAACUAAUAUCACCGAAGUCAUCCAACGGCCACGUUCAAGCCGUACCGCCCAGCUUGAACGCUUCCACAGUUGUGGACCCCACUCCAGUGAAUAGUACUGCAGCGGCUGCCUGGCUGCUCCAGCAAGCGCUACUUUUACCGCCUACGCAUCUGAAUCUUCCUUCCGAACGAUGUGGAUCCAACGGAACUGGAGCCGGGACUGGAGGAGUUCCCGUGGUGCCCAGUGCUCCUGCUGCCAUAAUCAAUCAAGCUUCGGUGUUGGAACGUACAAGCGCUUUGCUGAAACUGGCCGGAGUCAAUUCCGUCCCAGGUGGCAGAAACUUGGAUCAACCUUUCUCGCUUUUCGAAACCCCGCUCGACCUGAGUUUGUGCCUACCGUCUGGCCUGCAUCCCGGAUCCAUUGAUACCGCAGUGGCUAGUGGCACACUGGCGAGCCCAACGGAUUCACGAAUCCUCGACAAACGAUACCAGGACCGACGCCGACGCAACAAUGAAGCCGUUCGCCGAUGCAGGGAAAACAAACGAGCGAGGCUCAUGGGACGAGCAGAGGUCACAGAUCGUCUACAGACGGAAAAUCGAGUGCUUCGUAAUGAACUCACUGACCUCAGCCUUGAGGUCAAAGCACUCCGAAAGUUACUCUCGAACGAACAAACCUCUCCAUACCGACUUGCUGAGGGCACUCAGAAGGAAAACGGUGCAGAAAAAUUGGAGAAUGGGUCCGAUACACCGAUGUUGGAGGAGAACACCUGUCAGAUACCAAAAAAACACUGUGAACCGCUGGAGGACAUGCCCAAACUCAUUGAUCCUCAUCAUGAUUUCUACCAAUCGCACGAAGAAUCUUCAUUUUCCAACGGGAAUCAAUUAAACCCCAAGGAAAAGCAACAAACACAGCAGUUUGAUUGGGCGCGGGAAGCAUACGAUGAAGGAGAUAGAGACGAAGUGUUGUCGCAAAGAACAUUGGACGAAAAAUCUUCCAGUUCUGCUGAAGUGAUCGAGAGUUACGCGAAUCAUCGUGAUAUGGACCGUUUGGUAGUCAGUGGACUGUCAUCAGUAUCAGAUACCCAGGAGGAAAACGAUGAUCCUUGCCCCGAAUCAGUCAACAAACUGUAUGAUGCAGGAAAUGACCACGGUGGACAGCCUACUGCUGACCAGUUACCACCUCGUUUGGCACACUUUUCACGUGGACGCCGGCGAUUGACAAAACCAUCCAGACAACCACAUCCUUCUGUUGUGGGCGUGCAGUGUACGCCGAACGGUAACGACUGGAUGGACUACACGACCUCUGCUGGUCAAGCAUUACAGACCUGUGACUAGGAGUUCCCCACAUACACCCAGCCAGUGAUUUUGGGUGAACCCUUUCUAUCCAGCCUUAUCUUUUCUAUUCAAAUCGGUAUUUUUUUCUAUUUUUCGUAGUAACAAAGUUAUCACAAUCCAUGUCAAGGACUACUGCCUCAACUUUCAGUCACUUGUUCUUGGUAUUCAACCAGGCGACAGCCCUACAAAACCUGACCACACCCACGGCUAUUUUUAAAAUACCCUGGUCUUUUUCUACCAUUAUUUUAGUGAUAGUAUUAUUGUUACCGUUUUGCUAUUCUCCUUCUUCCUACCUUCCGGUGUGUUUCACCAAAUUUUUGCAUUCCUGGCAUCCUCCCUGGUGAAUCCGUUUUUUUUUGUUGCACCUGUGGCGUUUGCAGUCUGUGCCGGAUGUCUUCCAUUCAACCGUUCAUUAGAAAUCAUAGUGAACCUAGGUGUUUAAUUAUUUACCCUUUUAACCGGUCGUUUUUUGUAACUCAUUCUCUGUACAAACUUUUCACUUGAGGACAUGUUGAUUGUAUUGACAAUUCUACCAGUAAAAAUGUGCAUAGGUCCAGCUGUCGCGGCCAACAAAGAUGUUAGGACGAUCCGACAUCAAAGUUAUCCGUCCAACUUCAGCGGAGAAAGAUAGCAUUUGCGAAGCGCCAUCAUGUUUUGAUUUCUUUUUUUUUUCUAUAAAUUUGGACAGACUUUCUGGCACAUUGGUUUCUUUGUUUCAUAAUCAAGGAAACUUGUUUGUUUGUUUGUGGUCACGUAAAUAUUCCCUUGGUUAUAAAAUGGCAAUCUCAACGUGACUCUGAUGACAAAUCCCCUUGUUUUGAAUUGCCGGUUUGGAACUUUUGUUUUAUCACAUCAAAUCCAACCUGUUUGCUCACAUUCCUCAUAGGUCACAGUCAGUUAUUGUAUGUGGCAACUUUCCGGUGACAUUUCCCGCAACUAUUUUGACCUUCACAGCCCCCGCACAGUUUAUCGUGUUUGUUCAUUCGUGUGCGUGUGUGUGGUGAGGAUAAUUCUGCUACAAUCCGCCUCUCAUGACCCUAUAAGAGAGCGGUCUUUUGAUAUUGGUUUAGCUCAGGUCUACAUGUACUGGAGCCCACAAAUUUUCGCAUUUCUUUUUCUACCAGUUCUAGUAGCUUGUUGUGCUCAAUUCCAACCCACCCCCAACUCUCCCGCUUGCCAUUCCUUCCACCCACCCUUAUGGAUUUUAUACCAUUCCUGUUCACUCUUUUUUCUAUAAUACUCUGACG
This is a messenger RNA of Opisthorchis viverrini, 4188 nucleotides long. RefSeq lists its product as hypothetical. The transcript has 2 exons. Gene Ontology annotation, cellular component: nucleus. Bases 131 to 2941 code for a protein of 936 amino acids. The record is from RefSeq and is a predicted model, not a curated record. NCBI's taxonomy places the organism in Eukaryota, Metazoa, Platyhelminthes, Trematoda, Opisthorchiida, Opisthorchiidae. Gene Ontology annotation, molecular function: DNA-binding transcription factor activity; DNA binding. Gene Ontology annotation, biological process: regulation of DNA-templated transcription; circadian rhythm.